AUGGCAGCCAUCAAGGAAGCUCCUCGUGUAGCUGAACGAACGAAUGAACUGGGAAUUCAAAUGCUGUCAUCGACAUUACAUCGUCAAGUAUUUCCAAACGCAGAUCCAUCACGAAAGCCAACGUCAGAUCAAGUCAAGCUAUCUAAAAAAGUGCUUCAAAAAGCAAACUUGCUGGACAAAAUACAGACUCCGCUUGGCGAGAUUGAUCUCGACAUGCCGAAACUGGCUGGUCGAGAUAUCCAGCAACACUUUGUAGUACUAGGUCUGGAGCAAUCGCGUCCGUAUCUAGAAUAUGCAGAACGAUUUGCUGCUGAAUCGCUACCACCUAUGCCGAAACGGUGGUCGCAGAAGCCUGGAUGGACUCGAUAUGGCAACGACACAUACGAGGAAGGUGUUGCUGUGGCAUAUCCGUAUGGAGAUGCGAUGGUGUUUGAUGUAGAAGUCAUGUGGAAGAUAUCGAAAUAUCCUGUAAUCGCUGUAGCUGCUACAUCUACUGAUUGGUUUUCGUGGACUUCGCCUGAUUUAUUGAAGAAACACAGUAAUAAUGACAGUAGUGAUGAUGAACGCGGGCCAUUCAAGACACUGAUUCCCAUGGGUGGACAUAGUACAGAUCGAGUCAUAAUAGGUCAUAAUGUAUCCUAUGACCGGUCUAGAAUAAAGGAAGAAUACGCUAUAGAACCAACCCGAUUCGCAUUUUUGGAUACCAUGAGCCUGCAUUGUGCUAUCGGUGGCUUGUCAUCUCAGCAACGGCCAGCCUGGAAUAAGUUUAAGAGAUAUCGUGAAACGGGUAUUAAGAAGGCUAGAUCCAUGUUUGAGCAGAAUGGUGAGGGCAUGGAUGUAAACUUUAUGUCUGAGCAGUGGCUAGACGUUGGCGCCAUGAAUAGUUUGAAAGAGCUGUUAGAAUACUAUACAGGUGACAUAUUAGACAAAUCGGCCCGUGAUACGUUUGGUAGUGAGAAUCCUCAAGAAGUGUUGGACGAUUUUGACAAUCUCAUGACGUAUUGUGCCAAGGACGUUCAUGCCACCCAUCUAGUAUUCAGCAAAGUAUUUGGCCGAUUCUUGAAAAAGUGUCCCCAUCCUGUAUCGUUUGCUGGAAUGCUACAUAUGGGUAAAGGGUACUUGACUGUCUCUGAAGACUGGAAAAAGUAUAUUGCCAAAUCAGAGGCCAAAUCCGACGAGUACCAGCAGACUAUAGAAAACACAUUGUUGGCUCUUGCCGAAGAGGCCUUGAAAAAGGUCGAUGAUCCAACCCGUGAUGACGAUCUUUGGUUGCGAAAUCUAGAUUGGACUGUCGCACCUAUAAAGAUGAGCAAGCCCAGAAUCAACAAGAAGGGUGUCGUACUAGUAGAAUCCAGACCGAUAAUCCGUCAACGUAUCUUACCUGGCAAACCGGCUUGGUAUAGAGAAUUGUGGGAAGGUGACGAAGAACGGAUUAAACUCACAUUGACCAAACGCGUAACUCCAUAUCUACUGAAGCUUCAAUGGAAGGGCUUCCCUUUAUAUCACUGUGCGGCUUACGGAUGGACGUUUGUAGUACCUAUAGAACAAGCCGAUAGUAUGGCUAAACUCAAACCUCUGGAGUUUUCAGCCAAUCCCGAUGACGAGACUUAUGAUGCUCGAGCAUCAGUUGAUACAGGACAUUUAUAUUAUAGAAUCCCUCAUAAAGACGGUGAUGAUUUAAACGUUGGCAGCCCGCUGGGUAAGCCCUUCAUUCCGUAUAUGGAGGCUGGGACUCUAUCAUCAUAUAUAACUACUGCUAAAGCAUUACUCAACAUGAAUGCAUCAUGCUCGUAUUGGCUGGGCUCUCGAGAUAGAAUCAGCAGCCAAUUCGUAGUGUGGAAAAAUGAUACAGUUGGGAUGGGUAUAGCUGACGGUGUCAAUGACAAGGCUUCAGGAGUGAUUCUACCGUUGUCUGUAGUUAUGGGCACUGUUACUAGACGAGCAGUUGAACGAACAUGGAUGACAGCUAGUAACGCAAAGAAGAAUCGCGUCGGAUCUGAACUCAAGAUGCAAAUACAGUCGCCCGAUGGAUACAAGAUUGUAGGUGCUGAUGUGGACUCUCAAGAGUUAUGGAUUUCAUCGCUGCUAGGUGAUAGACAAUUCCAGAUGCACGGCGCAACACCAUUAGGAUUCAUGACAUUGCAAGGGCUGAAAAGUCUAGGCUCUGAUCUGCACUCCUUGACGGGCCGUAUAUUAGGCAUAUCACGAGAUAAUGCCAAAGUAUUUAACUAUUCCCGUAUAUAUGGUGCUGGAUUGCAUCAUGCUACUCAGCUCUUGAUGCAGUAUAAUCCAGAUAUGACUAAAGAGCAGGCUAGAGCACGAGCGCAGAAUCUGUAUCGAGCAACCAAAGGAACCCAAUAUUCGUUUAAAGGGCCACCCUAUUAUCGUGAUUUUUGGUUUGGAGGGACAGAGUCGUUUAUGUUUAAUGAAUUGGAGCGGAUUGCUAAAUCAGAGUUUCCGCUGACUCCUGUUUUGGGGUGUGAGAUUCCUGACGCUUUGAGGCCUGAAACUGUUAGGAACGAUUUCAUGCCUAGCAGGAUCAACUGGGCCGUCCAAUCAUCAGGAGUUGACUAUCUCCACUUGCUCCUUGUGUCUAUGGACUAUCUGAUGCGACGAAUGGAUAUAAGCGGACGCUUCAUGAUUAGUAUCCAUGAUGAAGUCCGAUUCUUAGUUUUAGAGGAACAUCAGUAUUUGGCUGCCUAUGCUUUGCAAGUUGCUAAUAUGUGGACGAGAGCUAUAUUCUCUAGUCGUGUUGGGAUUGAUGAUUUACCUCUGAACGUAGCAUUCUUUUCAGCCAUCGAUAUAGACCACUGCAUGCGCAAAGAAGUUGAUAUGGACGGUAUAACACCAUCUAACGAUACCCCAAUACCGAAAGGUGAAUCCGUCACCAUCUACCAACUGGUGGAUAAACUAGCCAUGACGAAUCUCCCAGAUGUUCUUGGAGAUGAGUUGGAAUCUGUAGCCCUGAUACGGGAUCAGAUAGUAAAAGAAACGACAUCGCCCUUUUAUAAGCCGGUUGUCAAGAGCUCUCCUUCAUGGUGGCUAGAGUCUCAGAUGGCUGCUAGUAUAAAGGAUGUUGGCGAGAUGAAAAAGGAGCUGAUACGGAUGCAUAAGAGUGGGAUUGAAUGUCGUGUUGGGAUGGUUACUACUGCAUAA
Synchytrium microbalum is the source of this 3156-nucleotide messenger RNA. Its product is annotated as DNA-directed DNA polymerase. Gene Ontology annotation, biological process: mitochondrial DNA replication. Gene Ontology annotation, cellular component: gamma DNA polymerase complex; mitochondrion. Lineage: Eukaryota; Fungi; Chytridiomycota; Chytridiomycetes; Synchytriales; Synchytriaceae. Gene Ontology annotation, molecular function: DNA binding; DNA-directed DNA polymerase activity; 3'-5' exonuclease activity. The coding region runs from base 1 to 3156 and encodes 1051 amino acids. The record is from RefSeq and is a predicted model, not a curated record. The transcript is spliced from 4 exons.